Molecule: messenger RNA, 225 nt
Organism: Peronospora matthiolae
Lineage: Eukaryota; Oomycota; Peronosporomycetes; Peronosporales; Peronosporaceae
Source: the annotation of a GenBank genome assembly
AUGUCGAUGAUGACGAUAAAGACGAUGCUCAGCAUCGACAAUGACUGCCACAUUGAGGGCGAUAACGCCCUCACUGGUGAAGACAACGUUCUUUCAGCAGUGCACACGAAGCGCACAGCUGUUAACAAAGACGAAUCAGCAGAAGAAUUUCUGCUGGCUCGCGAAGCGGUUGUCCGCUUCGUUCAAGAAGACUCUAUUGCAGAUGUACUGGACAGACAGAAAUGA